AUGAUUGGAAUCAGGAUUGCUCAAUAUGAGCAUAUGUUGGCAGGAAAAAAGAUGAAGAAGAUAGGCAGGCUAAUAGUUUGGGGAUGGAUGGUUGAGCAAAGAUCGAGACGGGGGUUCAAAGGGAAUGAAAAGUACAAGGGAAGUGGGAAGCGGGUAAAAGAAGUAAAAGAAGGAGGUAAGACGGAAGAGAAGAAGUGA
Prunus armeniaca (apricot) is the source of this 198-nucleotide messenger RNA. Lineage: Eukaryota; Viridiplantae; Streptophyta; Magnoliopsida; Rosales; Rosaceae. The record is from the annotation of a GenBank genome assembly.